Messenger RNA from Brassica napus (rape), 2916 nucleotides. RefSeq names its product guanosine nucleotide diphosphate dissociation inhibitor 2. Gene Ontology annotation, cellular component: cytoplasm. Gene Ontology annotation, molecular function: Rab GDP-dissociation inhibitor activity. The transcript has 13 exons. Bases 1437 to 2771 code for a protein of 444 amino acids. Lineage: Eukaryota; Viridiplantae; Streptophyta; Magnoliopsida; Brassicales; Brassicaceae. Gene Ontology annotation, biological process: small GTPase-mediated signal transduction; protein transport; vesicle-mediated transport. The record is from RefSeq and is a predicted model, not a curated record.
AGAUUUGAAGUUUAAAUGAGGAUAAUAAUUUAAAGUAUUUAAUUAAUAUUUUGGUUUAUAAGAGAUUUUAGAUUCAAACCUGGUAUAUGCAUCUUGUUUGUAUAGUACGGAGUUGAUUAUAACAAUUCAAACAUAUAAGUUGAACCGCAUUUUUGGUGUGAAACUUUUGUACUUGUUGAUUACUAAACGCGUCCUAAUCACUGAUGGUAAACCUAUAACAAAAGUGUAUGAGAAAUGUUCAAUGGAUGGUGAUCUAAUACUAGAUGCUAACAUGGUUUAUUAUAAUUUUCCAAGACCCACAAUCAUGUGAAUUAUUAAAGUCUUGUAAUCAUAUAUAAUGCGUGUAAGGUCACAAAAAAUACGGUAUAUACUUUUAUUUAAAACUAUAUUAAGUAUCAACAUCAAUCGAAAAAAUGAUUUCCCUUUGAAAAUACUACAAAAUGUUAUCAUCAAGUUGAUUCUAAAUAAUGCUAUCAUUAUUCUUCUGUUAUUAUUAUUGUAAUAUACGAAAACGACUCGUAAGUGGGUUGCUUACGGAAAACACAGACAUACGAAUGUGACGCAGAUGUAACUGCAAAUGUAUAUUUUUUUUGUUUACGAUGCCCCACUCUUUCUUUAUUUUUGCUUCUUUACCUUUUUAAAAUGAACGCACAUAAUUUUAUUAUUACGCUUUUACCAAGUUUUUUAAGAUAGUUGUUAGAAACUUCAAACUAGUAAGUUACAAAAAAAAAGAAACUUUAAACUAGUACAAUAUUACUUAAACCGUUUUUAAUUUCCAUUACAUAGUUUUUUUUAAUGAAAAUCAAGUAAAUAGAAAGAUGAAAACAACUAACAUUCUCUAAAGAACACUUUUGAAUUUACUCCAAAGCCCAUACUAAACCAUGUGAUAUGUAUAUUUUAGAUGGAUUCAAGUCGAUCGAGGCCUAAGUAAAAGAUGGCUAGUGAGAAAGCUCAUGAGAUUGUAUAAAUCUUUUAACAAAACUUGCAUGGUUUCUUAAUAACAUUUGUACUUUUGAAUGAUUUUGAACGGGCCGAUCAUAUACAAUGGCUGAAUAUCUGACUCAGAUUACAUGAAAGAUUUGGUAAUUUUGAUUUGGAAAGAUAAUAACUUGAUAUUCUUAGUGAUUUAACGUAAAUCAUUUACAAUAAACACAUCUUAUUAGAAUUUGUGGCUUCUAAAAACCAGUAUUGCCAUUUGGUAACUUCGAAAUUUAAUACAAUGUAUCACUUAUUUUCAUUCUUCUUUGUAUAGAUAUAAUCUCAGGACAAUAUAAUAGAAAGUGCACCCCCGAAAAAGUUCAUUAUAUUUAAGUUUAAAAUUAAUUGUUUCCUAUAGAUUUAAAUAUAUAUCCUCGUCACUCAUCUCCCUCGACGAUUUACGUGUGUACAUCGACCUCUCUCAAUCUCUUUUCGCUGCAAGCCUUACGAGAUCAAGCAUGGACGAACAAUACGAGGUUAUUGUUCUCGGAACCGGUCUCAAGGAGUGCAUCCUCAGCGGUCUCCUUUCUGUCGAUGGUGUCAAGGUGCUUCACAUGGACAGGAAUGAUUACUAUGGUGGAGAAUCAACAUCUCUUUACCUCAAUCAGCUUUGGAAGAAGUUCAGAGGAGAAGAGAAGGCUCCUGAGCAUUUAGGUGCAAGCAGGGACUACAACGUUGACAUGAUGCCUAAGUUUAUGAUGGGAAAUGGCAAGCUUGUUCGUACACUUAUUCACACAGAUGUUACAAAGUAUUUGUCGUUUAAAGCCGUUGAUGGAAGCUAUGUUUUCGUUAAAGGGAAGGUUCAAAAGGUGCCAGUGACUCCUAUGGAGGCCAUGAAAUCUAAUCUCAUGGGCAUAUUUGAGAAACGUCGAGCUGGCAAGUUUUUCGGUUAUGUUCAGGAUUACGACGAGAAGGAUCCCAAAACACACAACGGAAUGGAUUUGACCAAACUUACAACUAAGGAACUGAUUGCGAAAUUUGGUCUUGAUGACAACACUAUUGACUUUAUCGGUCACGCGAUUGCACUUCACACCAAUGACCAACAUCUCCAUCAACCUGCCUUGGAUACUGUCAUGAGAAUGAAGCUCUAUGCGGAAUCUCUUGCCCGUUUCCAAGGAAGCUCUCCAUAUAUUUAUCCUCUCUAUGGGUUGGGAGAACUACCUCAGGCAUUUGCACGGCUUAGUGCUGUCUAUGGUGGCACAUAUAUGUUGAACAAACCUGAUUGCACGGUAGAGUUUGACGAGGAAGGUAAGGUUACUGGUGUAACAUCUGAGGGAGAGACCGCCAAAUGCAAAAAGGUUGUGUGUGACCCUUCUUACCUGCCCAACAAGGUUAACAAGAUCGGCAGAGUUGCUAGGGCCAUCGCAAUUAUGAGCCACCCUAUUCCAAACACCAAUGACUCUCACUCAGUACAGGUCAUCAUACCCCAGAAGCAGUUGGCCCGCCAGUCAGACAUGUAUGUCUUCUGUUGUUCAUACUCCCACAACGUGGCUCCCAAGGGAAAGUUCAUCGCAUUUGUGUCGACAGAUGCAGAGACUGAUAACCCUCAAACCGAACUAAAGGCUGGGAUUGAUCUUUUGGGUCCUGUUGAUGAGAUAUUCUUCGACAUGUAUGAUAGAUACGAGCCUGUCAACGAGCCCGCUUCGGACAACUGCUUUAUAUCAACGAGCUAUGAUGCUACAACACACUUCGAGACAACGGUUGCUGAUGUGUUGAACAUGUAUACCUUAAUCACCGGAAAGCAACUAGACCUAAGUGUUGAUCUGAGUGCAGCGAGUGCUGCAGAGGAGUGAGGAACCUGUGAUCACACUCUCUGGUUGUUGUUUCCUUCUUUUUCAUUUCUUUUCGUUGGUUUCAAUACAUAAUCAGAUCGAUGCUCAUUUUUUUUAUGUUGAAUGUUUGGUUAAGACUUAUAAAAUCUCUUUAAAACCUUAACUU